This is a messenger RNA of Saccostrea cuccullata (small rock oyster), 605 nucleotides long. RefSeq names its product stimulated by retinoic acid gene 6 protein-like. The record is from RefSeq and is a predicted model, not a curated record. NCBI's taxonomy places the organism in Eukaryota, Metazoa, Mollusca, Bivalvia, Ostreida, Ostreidae. The transcript is spliced from 2 exons. Gene Ontology annotation, molecular function: retinol transmembrane transporter activity; signaling receptor activity. Gene Ontology annotation, biological process: vitamin A import into cell. The coding region runs from base 29 to 484 and encodes 151 amino acids. Gene Ontology annotation, cellular component: plasma membrane.
UCUGUCCUAUUUCCUGUUUUUCUACUAUAUGCUGAUUGGUUUAUUCAGAUGUGUGUACCGGGUCAUAGUGUCCAUGUGUUUAGGAAUAUUUUACAUAGCGCGUAUGGAUAGAUCCUUGUUAUUUCCUGGAUAUGAACAUCGUGAUAUCGGUUAUAUGACAUAUCUUGGUUCUCUGGAGGUUGAACUUCACCAUUGUCACCCGGUAGUUGUUGUCUUCUGUGACCAGAUGAUCAAAACUGUGAAAAAUAUCUCUACUAAAUCCGCGCAGAGCCUUAAUUCCCCGGAUGAUCCUGCUUAUGAAAACAGGAUAUGUGGGCUCUCCAGUGUUUACACACGUAAAGUAAGGAAUAGGUGGCAAAAGAUGAAAACCAUGAUCUCUAACCAGUCUCUUUGCAAAACUUCGAAAACAAACAUUUCUUUUGAGCAUCUUCUUACUGCCAGGAAAACCUUGGUGGGAUCCACAAAUCAAUCAUCUUACCUCUAGGUAAAAGUAUAAUGAGAGUUGACUAAAAAUUCUGGGUAAUUAUGUAGUUUUGUAGGAUAAAUAUUAGAUCUACAUAUAAAAGCUUUUAAGUCUUGAGACUAAACUUAGGAUAUGAAAUUAG